CCCAAGGUCCGAAAAUAUUUGAGGAUGGCAAAUCAGCAAUCAAACCGAAGAUGCAAAAGAUUUUCGACUUGGCUACUAAACUCGUGGGCGACACUCUCGAUCUGUCUCUCGUAUAUCUAAUUGCUGUCAAGCCCGCUCCAAAAGCUUCAAGUGAAUCUGAUCAAAGCGUCAUCCUUUCAGGAUAUAAUCUACCCUCACCUCUCCCUGUAUUCGAUUCUAAACUACAUCUACGCGCCCUUCAUGCCGCAGAAGGCGGCUUAUUGUACCAAAACCCUAGUACAGCGGAAUCCGCAGAAGCGGGCCUCAAUUCUGUCGCACUGGAAUCAAACCCAUACGCCUCAGCUAUGAUUAUACGUGUGGGAGAAGAACCCAGUGAAAAUAGUGGAGGAUUUCUAUUGGCCGGCUUUACUAGCGAUGCGAAGCGAGUGAUUGGUGGUGAAGAUGUGUCUUAUAUGAAACAAUUCUCUAGCGAACUGGCUCGAUAUACAGCUAAAUUGAAACUACAAUAAAGCACGAAGUCGCCUGGCUUGGUAGGUGCUGUGUUACGGCAUCAAGUUCAUUCCUAUGGGUUCUCUUGUUCUAGCUUAUCUCCCAUUUAUCCAUUUCAGUGGUGUUUCUUGCUGCUCGGUCCGUUGAAUGGCAUUUUCCUGUUGUACCUGCCGUUGUAUUCCUUUUCUCUUGGUAUACUCAUGUUUCCUUAGCAAUCUUUAAUGAAAACAGAAGCAUAAUUUAUUUGGAAAAGCCU
Molecule: messenger RNA, 745 nt
Organism: Melampsora larici-populina 98AG31
Lineage: Eukaryota; Fungi; Basidiomycota; Pucciniomycetes; Pucciniales; Melampsoraceae
Exons: 1
Coding region: 51-509 (152 amino acids)
Source: RefSeq, a predicted model, not a curated record